AGAAAAGGAAGACCUCUGUAGCCCUAUCGGCUACUACAACACCAAAGACCGAUCCACCUAACUGGCUGACGCUACACCUCGGUCUUUCCGGGUCCUUGCACACUUGGGCCCAAUUCCUGCAGAGCUAAGGUCGAGGGGGAUCCGGAAGAAACCCUCUGAACAGGAACCGAAAUGAAUAAAAGUAGCUGGCAGAGUAGGAGAAGACGUGGAAGAAGAAGCCACCAGCAGAACCCUUGGUUCAGACUCCGUGAUUCUGACGACAGGUCCAACUCCCAGGCAGCACAGCCCGCUCAAGAUUCUGGCAGCCGUGAUGACGAGUCUCCGUCGACCUCGUCUGGCACAGCUGGGGCCUCCUCUGUGCCAGAGCUGCCUGGGUUUUACUUUGACCCUGAAAAGAAACGCUACUUCCGCUUGCUCCCUGGACAUAACAACUGCAACCCCCUCACGAAGGAGAGCAUCCGGCAGAAGGAAAUGGAGAGCAAGAGACUGCGGCUGCUGGAGGAAGAGGACAAGCAGAAAAAGAUUGCCAGGAUGGGAUUUAAUGCAUCUGCCAUGCUACGAAAAAGCCAGCUGGGUUUUCUCAACGUCAGCAAUUAUUGCCGUUUAGCCCACGAGCUGCGUCUCAGCUGCAUGGAGAGGAAAAAGGUUCAGAUUCGGAGCUUGGAUCCCUCUGCCUUGGCAAGCGACCGAUUUAACCUAAUACUGGCAGAUACCAACAGUGACCGGCUCUUCACAGUCAAUGAUGUCAAAGUCGGAGGCUCCAAGUAUGGCAUCAUCAACCUGCAGAGUCUGAAGACCCCCGCGCUCAAGGUGUUCAUGCACGAAAACCUCUACUUCACCAACCGGAAGGUGAACUCGGUGUGCUGGGCCUCGCUGAAUCACUUGGAUUCCCAUAUUCUGCUGUGCCUCAUGGGACUCGCAGAGACUCCAGGCUGUGCCACCCUGCUCCCAGCAUCACUGUUUGUCAAUAGUCACCCAGCAGGAAUAGACCGGCCUGGCAUGCUCUGCAGCUUCCGGAUCCCUGGUGCCUGGUCCUGUGCCUGGUCCCUGAAUAUCAAAGCAAAUAACUGCUUCAGUACAGGCUUGUCUCGGCGCGUCCUGUUGACCAACGUCGUGACGGGACACCGGCAGUCCUUUGGGACCAGCAGUGACGUCUUGGCCCAGCAGUUUGCUCUCAUGACUCCUCUGCUGUUUAAUGGCUGCCGCUCUGGGGAGAUCUUUGCCAUUGAUCUGCGUUGUGGAAAUCAAGGCAAGGGGUGGAAGGCCACUCGUCUGUUUCAUGACUCAGCAGUGACCUCUGUGCGGAUUGUCCAAGACGAGCAAUGCCUGAUGGCGUCAGACAUGGCUGGAAAGAUCAAGCUGUGGGACCUGAGGACCACUAAGUGCAUAAGGCAGUAUAAAGGCCACGUGAACGAGUACGCCUACCUGCCCCUGCAUGUGCAUGAGGAAGAAGGAAUCCUGAUGGCAGGAUCAUGGCGGUACAGGAAGGGAUAGCUAGAGAGUAGAUUACAUGCACAACUUUGGGCAAGGACAGAUACCUCCACAGGAGAAAUUGGACCGGGACAGGCAAGUGCUGCCUCCAUUUCAAGCCUCAUCGUGGUUCUUCGGCCAUAAUGAAGCCUGGCUGAGGGCAAGAUGCCAAGGGACGACAUCCUUUCAGCUUCUCUUCACACACACGAGCAGAUGGUGCCACGGUGCUCCCUAAUACGAGUUAAUAAGAACCUACUGUUGGUCAGGCCCCCUGAAUUUUUCUUUUUUUUUUGAGACAUGGUCUCAACCUUUUCCCCAGCCUGGAUUGCAUGAAUUGCAGUAGCACAAUUCCUACUCACUGCAGUCUUGACCUCCUGGGCUUGAGCAAUCCUCCCACCUCAGCCUCCUGAUAAGCUGGGCCAACAGGUGUGCACCGCUACACUCAGUUAAUUGUUUAUUUUUUGUAGAGAUGGGGUUUCCCUAUGUUGCCCAGGUUGGUCUUGAACUCCUAGGCUCCAGUGAUCUGGCCUCGGCUCUGGAAGUGCUGGCAUUACAGAUAUGAGCCAUUUGUGAGGCACUUUUCACCCUCACACUAACCCCAUGGCACAGCUGGGGAAACAAGUGUCUUGAGUUAAAGUGAUUUGGCAAGAAGGGCUGACCUGGAAUUAAGAUUCGCUCUUCCUAGUAGGGCAUGGUGGCUCACGCCUGUAAUCCCAACACUUGGGAAGGCUGAGGUGGGCGGAUCACCAGAGGUCGGGAGUUCGAGACCAACUUGGCCAACAUGGCGAAACCCCGUCUCUACUAAAAAUACAAAAAUUAGCCAGGUGUGGUGGAGGGCACCUGUGAUCUCAAGUACACAAGAAGCUGAGGCAGGAGGAUCACUUGAACCUGGGAGGCAGAGGUUGCAGUGAGCUGAGAUCGUACCACUGCACAUUCCAGCCUGGGCAACAGAGCAAAGCUCCGUCUCAACAACAACAACAACAACAAAAAGAUUCUAUUCUUCCCAACUCUGAAGCCCCUGCUCCCCUCACGGCGGCAUCCUGCACUUUUUCCAGGCCCAGGUUAACAACAACGGGGAAGAGGUGAGAGAUUUUUCUAACAGGGUAAACCCUCCUCCCCGCCCAACUCCACCCUCCUGGGCUGCUCUUCUAGUCACAUGAUCCUUUGCCCCAUUUGACCCAGUUGAUCUUGAGCUCAUCCACUUUUUCCACAUGGCUCAGAGGCAAGGGUGACAUUUUUCUCAUUUAUUGUGGGAGAAAAGCAAGCUCUGCCAAGCCCAGAGUUUCUGGUCUCUCCUGUCCCAACACAAACCAUUCAUUCACAGUCUUCCUGCAAUUAUUCCUGGUGCUGGGUUUUAUUUCUAGGAAGCCUUCUGUCCCUCAGCCUCACCAGCCCUUUGCUUUUCAGCCUAGAAGCUCAGGCCAUUUGAGGUUUGCAUGUUCGGCUGUGGGCAUGGGGAAUGCAGUGACUACACCUGGUUGGCAUCCCAUACCACAGCCCGGGUAGUGGGGAGGCCAAGAAGUGGGCUGAAUACAGGCUCAGGCCUCUCUCUCCUUGCCCCCAAAGGCAUUCUCUCCAGCAGGUGACUGGGCGUGACCACUGCAGUGCUGGUCUGAAACCAGUCAGUGGGUUCAAUGGGAGGGUCGGCUGCCGCCGGAACACCCCAGCCCUCUGUCGGAGCACGUCCGUCUUUGGCGAGGUCACCCACUUCUCUCUGUUCUAAGAGCAUCUCUUCCCUUCAUAGCCCUCAACCUGAAUUUCUAAGACAGAUGUUUAGAUGAACUCUCAAUGGUAGCUUACAUUUUAAAAAUGUAUUUGUAUCUCCAAGGGUGCUGUUUCCUCCCUGAGAUUGGAGCAAGGAGCCAGCUCUACCCUCAGCUUCUGUUCCCCCUGGAGAGGAGGUGAGAAGAGGAAGGGCUUCUCAGGCCUCCGCCCUUGCACUCCAUACCAAGGAGUGCCAGGUUUGAAAGGAGAGGCUUCAGUUCCCCCCUGCUAGGGGGAUACCAAGGAGCCACAUUACUCAACCUCAAUAAAGCACUUCCACAGUUAUCAGCAGGGCCCCAGGUCAUCGCUGGCUAUUUCCAUCAAGUACAGAGCAAAGGCCAAGCUUACACCUGCAAUCCUAGCACUUUGGGAGGCCGAGAUGGGAGGAUUGCUUGAGCUCAGCCUGGUGGAUCAUUUGAGACCAGCCUGGGCAACACAAGGAAACCCCGUCUUUACAAGACACACACACACAUACAGAAAAAGAGAGUGUGUGUGUCUCUGUUAGGCCAGGGUGAAGUGCAGUGGUGUGAUCUCGCCUUACCGCAACCUCUGCUUCCUGGGGUUCAAGUAGUUUUCCUUCCUCACUCCCUACUAGCUGGGAUUACAGGUGCCUGACACCACACACAGCUAAUUUUUUUGUAUUUCUAGUGGAGAUGGGGUUUCACCACAUUGGACAGGCUGGUUUCGAACUCCUGACCUCUCCUCGGCCUCCCAAAGUGCUGGGAUUACAGGUGUGAGCCACCAUGUCCAGCUCAGGAUGUCCUUUUUCAAGUAUUUCCUCUCAGUUUAUUAGUGCCCAAGGGAAAAGCCAAAGCAGGUGAUAGAUAAUAAAGAAGGUGGGGCUUUAGAACACAUAGCGUGUCAGAACUCUAGUGUGAGUGGAACGUGAUCUAUUGAGUCACCAUAAGUAGCCCAGAAAGGAGCUCCUGAUAGGUGAAGGGGGUAUAGCUCAGUGGAAGAGCAUUUGACUGCAGAUCAGGAGGUCCCUGGUUCAAAUCCAGGUGAGGCCUUUGACUGCAGAUCAAGAGGUCCCCGGUUCAAAUCCGGGUGCCCCCUUCCCGGGUGUUUUCUCACUGCCGUUUAUUUUCUAUUUUUAAUUUUAUUUAUUUAUUUAUUUUUGAGACAGAGUAUCGCUGUUGUUACCCAGAGUGGAGUGCAAUGGCGCGAUCUCACCUCACCGCGACCUCCGCCUCCUGGGUUCAGGCAAUUCUCCCGCCUCAGCCUCCUGAGUAGCUGGGACUACAUGCAUGCGCCACCAGGCCCAGCUAAUUUUUCUAUUUUUAGUAGAGACGGGGUUUCACCAUGUUGACCAGGAUGGUCUCGAUCUCUUGACCUCGUGAUCCACCCACCUCGGCCUCCUAAAGUGCUGGGAUUAUAGGCGUGAGCCACAGCACCCGGCCUCUCACUUCCAUUUAAAAGGAAAUGCUGUGACUCACAGUGUCACCACAAAAGAUUAAGGAACUUUUAACGUUCCUCCCAUGUUCCAGCUGACCACUAGGACAAAAAGCCCCUUUAGGACCUCCUUUGUCUUCAAUUAAGACCAAGUCCUAGCCAGGCAUGGUGGCUCAUGCCUGUAAUCCAAGCACUUUGGGCGGGCAAAGCAGGGGAUCCUCAGGUCAGCAGAUCAAGACCAUCCUGGCCAGCAUGGUGAAACUCCAACUCUACUAAGAAUACAAAAAAAAAAAAAAGAAAAUUAAAUCUCUGAGGAAAUUCUAAAUCUGUAAGUCUGAGAGCUGUGAAUGCAAUUUGGCUAUCAGGUAUAUGUCAGUGUAUAUAUAAAAAUGUUUCACCGGGCGCCGUGGCUCACGCCUGUAAUCCCAGCAUUUUGGGAGGCCGAGGCGAGCAGAUCACAAGGUCAAGAGAUUCAGACCAUCGUGGUCAACAUGGUGAAACCCCAUCUCUACUAAAAAUACAAAAAUUCACCGGGUGUGGUUGGUGCACUGUAAUCCCAGCUACUUGGGAGGCUGUGGCAGAACUGCUUGAACCCAGGAGGCGGAGGCUGCAGUGAGAUGAGAUCAUGCCACUGUACUCAAGCCUGGGUGACAGAGACUCCAGGCACAAUGGCUCAUGCCUGUAAUCCCAGCAUUUUGGGAGGCCAAGGCAGGCAGACCACGAGGUGAAGAGAUCGAGACCAUCUGGCUAAAAUAGUGAAAUCCCAUCUCUACAAAAAUACAAAAAUUAGCUAAGCGUGCUGGCGCCCACCUGUAGUUCCAACUACUCAGGAUGCUGAGGCAGGAGAAUUGCUUGAACCUGGGAGGUGGAGCUUGCAGUGAGCCAAGAUCGUGCCACUGUACUCCAGCCUGGCACCUGGUGACAGAACCAGACUGUCUCAAAGAAAGGCACAAACUCUUUGAUGACAUCCUUUGCCGUGGUCCUUCACCGCUACACAAUUACAACCACUUUACAGGGUUUUCCCUCUGUCAGUUUUACUGUGGCCCAUCCCUUCCCAUAGUUUCUUGUUAUCAACCUUAAUUAGGGUGAUCUGGUGUUCAGCACCAAGGGCCUUCACCAGCCACAUAGGCAGGCUCAUCGCAGUUGGGGGCAGCACACAAGGAUGGGCCCAGUGCUUGUCUAAGAUUUGACAGCUUCUUGAAUUCCACGUGCCAAGCUAUCGUGGAUGAGGGUGGGCCUUCAGGACCUCUUGUAAAGCAGUAUUAAGGUCCUUGACACCUCCAGCAGUCAUGCUUUCCUGGGCCUUGCAGCAGGUUACGGGUGAAGCUGAUUCUUGAACUCACCUGAGCCUCUGCCUCCACUACUCAGUGGCGGUGGGGAAAGAGCAGAAGCUUGUUUUUCAUUAACAGUCACUGCACCUAAAAUGUGCUCUAGGUUCCUUGAAAAAGGGUUAAACUUGGCCAAGAAGUUGAUAAAGCAUUUCAACCAGUUUGCUUGUUACCAAUAAUGUCAUAAAAAGUAAUAUAUCAUCAUCUCCAAGUAUUUUUCCUUUUUUUUGGACAAGGUCUCACUCUGUUGCCCAGGCUAGAGUACAGCGGGUGUGAUCUUGGCUCACUGCAGUGGCAGCCUUCACCUCCCAGGCUCAAACAGUCCUCCCACCUCAGCCUCCUGAGUAGCUGGGAUUACAGGUGUGUACCACCUCACCUGGCUUUUGAGGUUAAAUGGUUUCUUUUUAUGUAGAGAUGGGAUUUUGCCAUGUUGCUCCGGUUUGUCUAGAACUCACUUUGGCCUCCCAAAGCACUGGGAUUACAGGUGUGUGCCUGGCCUUGAAGGGUUUUCAUUUUGCCCUACUCCCCAGGUGACAAUAAAGAGAGCGAAUGGGCAGGUGAUUGUGACAGCAGCACUGAGCUGUGAUAGACCCCUUGCUAACUAGCCCGGUGUCUGCCUGCUUAUAGCCUUCUAGAGAUGACGAUCAAUGGCACACACUGGUUACCAAAAAUGCCCACAAAUACUGGCCAGGUGAGGUGACUCAUGCCUGUAAUCCCAGCGCUUUGGAAGGCCAGGGUGGGCAGAUCACUAGAGGUCAGGAUUCCUGGCCAACAUGGUGAAACCCCGUCUCUACUGAAAAUACAGAAAUUAAAAUACGGGAAGAAAGAGAGCAGUUAGACGUGCUCAGAUUUUGUACAGUAACUAAAACAUCCUAUUCAUGAUAAGAAUUACAGAUUACGACUGUAGGUUCCAUUGUCUCUCCGUAAUAAUGGUAGGGCUGAAGUACUAAAUGCAAAUAUAACUGCAACAUUAGCAUUCAAUCAAUUAUUAUUAUUAUUUUUGAGAUGGAGUUUCACUGUUGUUACCCAGAUUGGAGUGCAAUGGCACCAUCUCGGCUUACUGCAACCUCCACCUUCUGGGUUCAAGCAAUGCUCCGGUCUCAGCCUUCCGAAUAACUGGGACUGCAGGCGUGCACCACCAUGCCCAGCUAAUAUUUGUAUUUUUUAGUAGAGACGGGGUUUCACCUUGUUGACCAGAAUGGUCUCUAUCUCUUGAUCUUGUGAUCCACUCACCUCGGCCUCCUAAUAUUUGUAUUUUUUAGUAGAGAUGGGGUUUCACCUUGUUGACCAGAAUGGUCUCUAUCUCUUGAUCUUGUGAUCCACCCACCUCGGCCUCCCAAAGUGCUGGGAUUAUAGGCGUGAGCCACCAUUCCUGGCCCUAUUCAAAAUUUUUUUUAACAAUUAGAAGCUGUCCAGGAGCAGUGGCUGACGCCUACAACUGUAAUCCCAGCACAUUGGGAGUCCAAGGCAGCAGAUUGCUUGAGUCCAGGAGUUCAAGACCAGCGUGGGCAACAUGGCAAAACCCCCUCUAUAAAAUUUUUUAAAAUGCUGGAAGCUUAGUUCCUGUCAUAGGCUAGAUCAACUUGCUUAAUCUUUGAGCCAGUGAGUCUUUGUGUGAAUGAUAAAGUUACUGUUAGUGCCAACGUGCUACUGCCCUUGGCCAUGAGAACCUCUGAGCCAAUGGAAAUGAUCAAAGCUAAGCUUCUGGACAACACUAGCAAGUACCUGGAUUCUUAACUUUCCUCUUUCAUUUUUGAGAUAAAGUCUCACUCUGUCUCAGGCUGGAGUGCACUGGCGCAAUCUCAGCUCACUGCAACCUUCACCUCUUGUGUUCAAGCAAUUCUCUUACCUCAACUUCCAUGCAUGCCAGCACGCCCAGCUAAUUUUUUUUGUAGUUUUAGGGGAGAUGGGGUUUCUCCAUGUUGGCCAGAAUGGUCUUGCUCUCUUAACCUUGUGACCCACCCCACCUUUGCCUCCCAAAGUGCUGGGUUAACAAGCGUGAGCUGCCACAUCUGACCAAUUCUUAACUUUCCACUUAAGGAAAAGCUACUGACCUUUCCUGGAAAUAUAAAAGAAUCCACAAGCUGUGAAGGGGAAGGAAAACGGGGAGAAGCUCUACAGUGUGAUGGUGGUAGAAAGGGUCCAAACCUGCCGGGACUCAGGCCAGCUGGGAGUGUGCCCAGCCACGCUGGGCUUUUGAUCCUCUAGGAGUCAGCAUCGUAGGCUAUCAGAUGAGAACACUACUGCACACCUUCCAGUGUGGUUGUGAGAAUUAACCAUGUGAGGCUUCCAGCAUAGCACCAGGCACGUAAAUAUUAGUUCUCUUUGCUAUUUGAGUUUCCACAUAAAUCAGCAGUUAAAUCCUAGGGAUGUGUAAGGAU
Molecule: messenger RNA, 8335 nt
Organism: Callithrix jacchus (white-tufted-ear marmoset)
Lineage: Eukaryota; Metazoa; Chordata; Mammalia; Primates; Cebidae
Source: RefSeq, a predicted model, not a curated record